This is a messenger RNA of Hermetia illucens (black soldier fly), 1984 nucleotides long. Its product is annotated as venom protease-like. Lineage: Eukaryota; Metazoa; Arthropoda; Insecta; Diptera; Stratiomyidae. The coding region runs from base 420 to 1403 and encodes 327 amino acids. Gene Ontology annotation, biological process: proteolysis. Gene Ontology annotation, molecular function: serine-type endopeptidase activity. The transcript is spliced from 5 exons. The record is from RefSeq and is a predicted model, not a curated record.
AAAUACCGCUCAGUGGUAUCGAAGACAUCUUCAAGUAAUGUCGUGGACUCGAAAUACACCUGAACAGUCUUAGGUGCUUCGUAAACCGUUCAUUCUUCAUCGACUUAAAUUCUUUGAGUUGCUGACCAACACUUGGUAGCUUUCUAAUUCGCGAGUUGUUGCUUAACUUUUUUGGAAUUCUUGCAUAGAUAAUUUACUGGCGUGUUUAACAUUUAGUGAUAGUAAUCGGCUUAUCGACUGAUGUUUGGAAAGUGAAACAGGCGGGAAAGGUGUUAAAAGUCUGCAACGAAAUCUUGAAAAAUUACCCGAAAUAUUUUAACUAAUCGUGCGGAAAAGUGAGCUGGUUUCAAGUUGAAAGUGAAUUGACCCGAUCCGGACUUUUGCUUCACUUGAGUUGGCCUGACGGUGUGUAAUUAACAAUGAAGAAUCUAAGAUUCAUUUUUUUCGUAAUCGGAUUAGUGGCUCUCGGAAGUAUCUGUCGCGCGCAGUCAAUCAUCCCCGGAAAGUUCAAAGCCUACACACAAUCCAAAGAACUCCCCAACAGUGAAAUCAAGAAGGUCAUCUCAGCAACUAAGAAUUUCCUGGGCUCUUGGCGUGAUCGCGGGCCCCCAAAGCACGAUACACCGUCCGGUACCUGUAAUUGCCGGUGUGGAGAGCGGAAUGAUGAGUCGCGGAUUGUGGGCGGACAGACGGCCGGUGUUAAUGAGUUUCCGUGGAUGGCGCGUCUUAGCUAUUUCAACAGAUUCUAUUGCGGAGGAACGUUGAUCAACGAUCGUUAUGUUUUGACUGCUGCUCAUUGUGUUAAAGGAUUCAUGUGGUUCAUGAUCAAAGUAACAUUUGGAGAGCACGAUCGCUGCAAUGAUUCAGUACGUCCAGAAACCCGUUUUGUUCUUCGGGCAUUCUCGCAAACCUUCAGUUUUACAAAUUUCGAUAAUGAUAUAGCACUUUUGCGCCUCAACGAUCGAGUACCAAUUACAGAUUUUAUACGGCCAAUUUGUUUGCCCACAAAUAAAGAUAAUUUGUACGUUGGCACGAAAGGCAUCGCGACCGGCUGGGGAACUCUCAAGGAAGACGGUAAACCAUCGUGCACACUCCAAGAAGUCGAAGUUCCCGUUCUAGCCAAUGAUAUUUGCGUUCAAGAUACGAAUUAUACCAAGAAAAUGAUUACAGAUAAUAUGAUGUGCGCUGGAUAUCCAGGAGUUGGUAACCGAGAUUCUUGUCAGGGUGAUUCGGGCGGUCCAUUGGUAGCCAUGCGUGCAGACAAAAGAUACGAACAAAUCGGAGUUGUGUCCUGGGGCAACGGUUGUGCGCGACCACAUUAUCCAGGCGUCUACAGCCGGAUCACAAGAUAUCUGGACUGGAUCCGUGACAAUUCCAAGGAUGGUUGUUUCUGCAAAGAGUAGCAUCCGGAUAUCUUCAAGUUGAAGAAACCCUAAAUACUAAACUUCGUGUAACGAUGAAGAGAAAAAGGAAAACCUAUCGAAAAAAAUGAAAAUGAAAAAUUGAUUUCAACCUCUUUCGAAGUGAUCUUAGAUUUUAGAUAGAUACAUUUUAAGAGAUUACUGUAAAUUAUUAUUUCCUAACUUUAUAAAUACGUAGAUACUCGUUAAUACACUUGCAUUUAAUAGAGUGGAGGAGAUUUAAGUUAUCUUAGAAAGUACAUAUUCCGUUGAAUCCAUAAGUUUAGGUAGCAAUCGGAAAUCCCAUUGAAUUCCUUCCAAAUUGGGUCGAAAGACAAACAAUUUCAUUGAUGGCGAGAUGGAACCGCUUUCACAAGGCCUUGUAAAGUAAAAUGAAUCCAAACUUCAGUAUUUAAGUUAUUCAUUCUUCUUUAUUACGCCUAAGCACCUACAUUUAUCUAUUUAUAACUGUUUAGACAACACAAACAUUUUUAGAUACUUUUAUGUAUGCAGAAAUGUAAACGCGACAAUAAACGAAUUUAGGAUUAAGUAAAAGCCAAUAAAAUUGCAAUCGCAAAAAUGAA